Messenger RNA from Cuscuta campestris, 1517 nucleotides. The record is from the annotation of a GenBank genome assembly. NCBI's taxonomy places the organism in Eukaryota, Viridiplantae, Streptophyta, Magnoliopsida, Solanales, Convolvulaceae.
GAUUGAGAAUCGUAAACCUAAUAUCAAAAAUUGUGAUCUGUCGCUCACUCCGUCCUUCCGUUCUCAGCACGAUCUUCAGCUGCAAAAUUGAACCUUCGGGUAUUGCCUUCUGCUUCACGCCUCUGAUAUUCGUCACAGGUAACAGUUUGAAAAGAGAAAAUGGGGAUUGAGGAGAGGAGUAGUGGUUCCUCCAUCUCACCAGAUGUGGAGAAGGAUAAGCUGUUGUUGCAGGUAGCAAGACGUGUUGAAGGAGGGUUCGAGUUUGGUGAAUUUUUCUUCCUCGAUUUCCGUACAGGUGAGGUGUCAGAUUGCCCUUAUGUUUUAUUUGCCGAUAAGGGCUGGAAUUCAAUGGUGGCUCUGGGUUCAGUCAUCUAUGUUGUUGGCAUCUGGGAACGUGAUAAGACCAGGUGGUGCAACAUUGAGCCACCGAAUUCUGUAACUAACAACAAAAAGGGCAUCUAUCACAAGGGCAUGUCUUUUCUAGAUUUGAGCCAAGGUGAUGGUGGUGAAAGGGGUUGGAAGGAAGCCCCUUACGUGAGCUAUCGUCUUCCCUAUAUACCUGCUGUGGUCGCAUUUGGUGGUAAGAUAUAUCUAUUUCAAUGCGGUGGCAAGUCUGAGGCAGCCGAGGUUUUUGAUCCCAACUCAAACAAGUGGGAGAAAUUGCUUCCACCACCUCAGGUGGGUUUUUUCGACAUCUACAAAGAUCGGUGUGGGGUUGUUGACGAUGAGAAUAAACGGAUCCUCAUCCCCUUCCAUAGCAUCAAAUCCGUGUUUGCCUACUACCCGUCGAACAAUCGAUGGGAACUUGUUCUCGAAUCUUUCUCAUGGCCUUCCAUACUCGUCUUUGCUCAAGGGGUGAUUCUUUUCUAUCUGCCCCAAAUUCCGAAGAUGUUCGGCGCAUACCAUGUUGCCACCAAACAGUGGCUUAACGUCGUGCUUACUUCGGAGGUCCCGGACCAUGUUUGGAGAUGUGAGUUUGAUGCUAUGCUUUAUUUAGGGAAUGGGAUCUUGUGCUUAGCUACUUACUCCAUCGAUUUUGAUAAAGUCCGCACCACCUAUGUCUAUAUCGCCAAGUUUAAGUUCGAGCGUGCCGCUGACAGUCCUGGUGAUCUACUCGUCACGCCACUUCCUCCAGAGACCCAUACCCUUCCCACCCGUUGCUUUGGUGUCAAGUACUUCCCUGUCUAGGAACUGCCAAGGUUUAGAGUGUUCUUGGGAGUCAUUUAUCAGAAUAUUAAUUUCUGCUUGCAACUGACAGCAGCAUCGGACGAUCUGAAUUUAGAGUGUUCUUUUCAGAGAUGGACAUGCAGAAGUGGAGUAUUUCGCAACUUAUUUGCAUCGUUAUAUAUGUGUACUUGUAAGGAUUCUGAUACUGUAAUCCUGUAAAACUUAAUAUUUUUUUCUGUUAAAAUUUGCUCUGAAUUAUCUAAAGUGUCAUUUAUCCGCCCCCAUGUUUGGAUUAUUCCAUAAUAACCGCAAAUUUGAGUCACUUGUUUUGAACUUGUAAUUGUAGGGGU